This is a messenger RNA of Coprinopsis cinerea okayama7#130, 4449 nucleotides long. Its product is annotated as DNA replication helicase dna2. The record is from RefSeq and is a predicted model, not a curated record. The transcript has 7 exons. NCBI's taxonomy places the organism in Eukaryota, Fungi, Basidiomycota, Agaricomycetes, Agaricales, Psathyrellaceae. The coding region runs from base 1 to 4449 and encodes 1482 amino acids. Gene Ontology annotation, biological process: replication fork reversal. Gene Ontology annotation, molecular function: 5'-flap endonuclease activity; single-stranded DNA helicase activity. Gene Ontology annotation, cellular component: cytoplasm.
AUGUCCGCGGAAACCUCUCCUCUCCUCACUCGUAGUCUCGUAGUCCUAGAUAUAAGCGAGGAAACAGCCCGCGCAACACUCCGAGACCGUGCACGCGCCCUUUCCUCAUUCGCUUCUCGCUACAUCGGUUCCACUCCCAAACCGGAGGCCACUCUCUCCGAUACCCGCUCCACCUCCUCUUCUAAAACAAAUCUACUCGCCAUCUCACGUAUACAUGAAGUGGAAGAAGAUAUCUGGUCACCAAAGUAUGGGCUAAAAGGAAAGUUGGACGUAACCGUCGAAGCAGUGAUAACCGAGUCUAGCUCACCACCUGGCCGACCGGGCAUGGCUGGUAAACCCGGAUUCUUUGGAAAAGGCACUCUGCCCAGCAUGCUAGGAAACGGCAUAGGUCCCACAACCUCUGGUCCUCGCCCAUUCGAAAUCAAAACAGGCCGCUCGAUGGGUGGAAUGGAGCACCGUGCUCAAACGAUGCUCUACACCCUCCUCGCCAGCGAACGCUACGGCGUCGAAGUUGACAAAGGGCUCCUCUUCUACACUCAAAAGGAUACAGGCGAAAUCGUCCAGGUUCCAAGAGGCCGCAACGAAAUCCGUGGGCUCCUCAUCAUGCGAAACGAACUCGCAAACUGGAUGAUGGUCCGUAUGCGCGACAGCGCAACCGAUCCCGCCCAACUCCCUGCUCCAGAUGACAGCAUGCAAGUGGACACAGACAUCGCCUGUGGCACAGCAGAACCAGACCUCGAAGAAGCAUUCCUCCCUCCUCCAAUCGAUUCCGAUCAUACCUGUAAACGAUGCUACGUCCUUGACGCAUGUACAUUAUACCGAUUCGCCCUUUCUACUCCAUCCCCAUCUUCCACGUCUUCCAAAUCUCUGAUCCCAACACCCACUUUCAAAGCACUCGAAUCCCCACCGCCCUCCUCCACACAUUCCACCCUCUCCACUACUUACGCCAUGAAGACCUCCCACCUCAACCCCUCUCAUGCCCUGUUCUUCAGGACCUGGGAACGUCUCCUCUCGCUCGAAGAGAAAGAUCUCGUCCGGUACAAGAGCGAGCUAUGGCGUGUCGGUGCAGUAGAGCGGGAGAAACGAGGGCGGUGUCUGAGCGGCAUGGUCAUGAAGCAAGAUCUGAAGCACCCAAAUUCUGGGGCGACCUCGACCUCUCAGAGCGCAACAGUCGGCGAGUUGGACCUCCACUCGGAGAACGACGCGAACCAAGUAACAGGUAGUCGGAUCCACAAAUUCACGUACACCUUUACCCGAGCCAAGUCGUUCGUCUUUCCCUCCUCCCAGCCUUCCUCGCAGUUCUUCCCUUUCUCCACCUCCCAACCUUCUUCCCAACCUGCGUCGCAACACCCAUCGCAAACGCCACCCCCGACCCUCCUUCAUACCCACCUGUCCCCCGGCGACGCAAUCACGAUCUCAAUCGAGCCCUACCUCCUCGCUCUCGUCCAAGGGUACAUCCUCUCUCUCACCGCGGAUGAGAUAACCGUCGGCGUGGACCACGUACUCGAUUUGGACGCUUUAAAGGAGAGGGUGAACGUGUUGAAAGCCCGACGCGGUGGCAGCCCGUCUACCAGAUCCACCCCUGCAUCCUGGAACCUCGACCCCUUUUCUUCUCAAGUGCGUCUGAACACGAAUGGUGAAACCAACGGGGACGAAGAAGAACUAAUCUUCCGAAUCGACAAAGACGAGUUGUUCGGUGGUAUGUCACGUAUGCGUAACAACCUCGCGCAGUUGUUCUACGUUGAGGGGGAUCAUAAACGGAGGUCCCUAAUCGUAGAUCUGCGAGAGCCGGUGUUUGGCCCUGUACCUGUAAUUCCGGGACUGCCUUUCCCUUCUACCUCGUCUACAUCCAGUUCCCCGCCCCCGCCCUCACCGCCAUCCCCGCCUUCACCUCCAACUCCACCCUCCACUGCCGCCUCCAUCCAACAAGCCACCUCCACACUCAACCCCACCCAACUCUCCGCCCUGCACAAAGUGCUUUCCGCCCAAGACUACGCUCUCAUCCUCGGUAUGCCAGGGACGGGCAAGACGACCGUCAUCGCUGCCCUCAUCCGUGUAUUGGUAGCGUUGGGUAAGACCGUCUUGCUGGCUAGCUACACGCAUUCGGCAGUCGACAGUAUUUUGCGGAAGUUGAGUGAGAGUGAAGAGGACGAGGAGAAAGGCCAGGUGACUGAGGAGGGGAAAGGUCGGGCGAAUGAGAAGAGGAAGAACUCUGGGUUCUGGGACGUGAAAGUGUUACGCCUAGGUAACAUCGAUAAAGUCCACCCGGAUGCACGCCGGUACACACUCGAAGCACGGCCUAAAGCUCAGACAGUGGCUGGACUGGAGAAGCAGUGGUUGUCACCCCCCGUGGUUGCUUCGACGUGCUUAGGCGUCGAUCACCCUAUAUUCACUAAACGCAAAUUCGACUACUGUAUAGUAGACGAAGCGUCACAAAUUACACUUCCAACAUGUCUCGGUCCCCUCCGCCACGCGGAUAAAUUCGUCCUCGUCGGAGACCACUUCCAACUCCCUCCUCUCGUCAAAAACCCCCAAGCCCGUACGGGUGGCCUCGACGUCUCCCUCUUCCGCCUCCUCUCCUCCGCACACCCUCAAAGCGUAACAGACCUGACGCACCAAUACCGCAUGAACGCCUCCAUCAUGCUGCUCUCCAACAAACUCAUCUAUGACGACCGCCUAAAAUGUGGGAGUGAGAGUGUGGCGGGGAGGAGGUUGGAGUUGCCCGAUGGUGGGAUGGCUGUGAGGAGGAUGCAUAGGCGGUUGGGUAGGAUGCGAAGGGUACAGGGGCUGGGAGAGCCAGGCGAUGACAGACUCUGUAAUGGAAAGAAUGAGAACGGAUGUUGGUUGAGUAAACUACUCGAUCCAUCCACCAAAGCAAUCUUCGUCGACACCUCGACCCUCGGUUCCGUCGCGUACGACUCCCGCGUAGGCGACCUGGUCCAAAACACGACUGAAGCUUCGCUCGUAGUCCAAUUCGUCGAGGCCCUGGUCAAAAGUGGUGUACGGCAGGACCAAGUCGGAGUGAUCUCGCUGUAUAGGCAACAGGUGAAGCUGUUGGGUGAGAAGUUGAAGAAUGUCAGGGGUAGUGGGCACGAGGGUGGCGUGGGUACUGGAGGAGGGUUGGAUGGAGUGGAAGUCCUGACAGCGGAUAAGAGUCAAGGACGAGACAAAGAUUGUAUUGUCGUUUCACUCGUGAGGUCGAACCCCGAGAACCAGAUCGGUGAACUCGUCAGAGACUGGCGCAGAAUGAACGUCUCCUUUACCCGCGCCCGGUCCAAACUUGUCAUCUUCGGGUCUCGUUCUACCCUUCAAAGUGACGCGCUUCUAUCUCAGUUCUUUGAGUUGAUGGAGGGGCAGGGGUGGGUGUAUGCGUUGCAGGAGGGGGCGGAGAGGUGCCAUGGGGAUUUGCCCUGGGAUGGGAACGCACAGGACACAGAGGCCGAGGUGGAGGAAGAAGAGUUGGAGGAUCCUGUUGACGAGGUUGUAUCGACUGGAGAACCGGACGUUGGGGACCAUACAGUCGUGGUCGACGACGAACUUGAACCGGCGAAGAAACCAUCGCCUCGAAAACGACCUGCACAAGCUAUGGAGGACGACGAUAACGAGGUCGUUGUGGUCGAUGCCAAGCCAAGGUCCAGUCCAACGAUAAUUGAUGUCGACCUUGAAGACGACGUGGAGGUAGUCUUGUCUACCAAGAUGGACGUGGACGACGAUGAUGAAAUCGAGGUCUUCGACGGGCCAACUCAUCGCCGCGCUGGUUCUUCCUCCCUUAGUCCGCGUAGCACCUCGAGAGUAUCGUCGGGUACUUCGACUCCUUCGACACUCGUUGGCUCAUCGGGGAUCUCCACCCCUUGUACACUGGUCGCUUCAUCUUCCGACCACACUCUAUCAUCCUCAGCUUCCGCGUCCUCUGCCGAAUCUACCCCCUCAACCUCAAAAGGGUCACGGUCCACGAAUGGUCUUCCUAGCGUGUUUAAGGGCGGGAAGAAGGGGAAGGAGAAAGAAAACCGUGUGGUUUCUAUGCCGGUUUCUUCUGCCUCGUCAAAGGACGCUUCGACUAAGACAAAGUCAACGUCGACAGGUUCGAAGACUUCUUCCACCAAGAAUACCCCGUCUAGCUCUUCUAGCAAGACAGCUUCAACAAUCAACCCUUCCGCUCCUCGAACCACCCAAUCCAAAUUGGAUGGAUGGUUCAAGCGUGGAGCCGCUGGAUCAACCUCAUCAUCCGCCAAACCCUCAACCUCUACUAACCAAGAUGAAUCUACGGAACGACCCAAGAAGAUGCCCAGGAUUCGAGGAGUCGCGAGUGACCCCUCCAUCACGGAGACCUCCACCAUGCCUAGUUCAAAGGCCAGAUCCAGCAAGAAAUCGACGAACGAGGAGAAGAAGUUGACUGGGCUGCUCAAGGGCCGGCCUAUCCUACAGGAUUUGGUCAAGAACGAGACGUGA